AUGUCGCUCGACCCUCCUGGCUACAUCCUCUCGCUGCAGAACAACAUCCGCGCACGACCAAUAAGCUGGGAGGGAGCUGUACGAGCAAAGACCAUCACCGAUGCAGACCUCAAGAAGAUAAAGGCCAUAGACAAGGUGCGAAAGGAGCAGCGGAAACAGACCAUUGAGGCGGAUGUGCCGACAUACACAGCUCUGUUGCUUGGAGAUGGCGAGAGCAAGAGCAUAUUCGAGACGGCUGCGAAGCGGACAGAUAUCGUGAACUACAUGCUGGUGCUCACAGGGGACCUUAUUGAUGACAUACCCGCUCUCACCGACUCCCUGGUCAAGCACCCGCACCCCUACAAGCCUCUACUCCCGCUUCUGAAGCAGUCCGCCAGUCCCGAAGAACCCAUACCUCUCCUCGCCUCCUCUGUCCUCUCCUCGCUCCUCUCGCAUGCCCUGAUCGCGCAGCCAAAGUCCACGCCUGAAAUCGACGAAGCGCUGCCGAAGCUCUACUCGUACAUCGCUACACUUUCAAACACCUCCGACUCCAACCUUCAAGAUAUUGGCGUUCAGGAGUACAGCGCGCUCUUGCGAACCACGAAGUCGAGACAGCAGUUCUGGCAGCAGCGAAAAGAGACGCUUGGCCCGCUCAUGGACAUUCUGCGAACGGCGACUGGUGGGAAGGAUACGGACAGCACGAUCGUGGGCGGCUCCAGUGGCACGAGUAUACGCAGCGCAACAGAGUCGAACAUCAAAGUCGGCGGUGGUGUAGGUCUGCAACUUUUAUAUCACGUCCUGAUGGUCAUCUGGCAGCUCUCGUUCGAAGGGAAGCUUGUUGGCAAGGGUUUGGACGAGGAACACGACAUCAUCCCGCUGUAUACGCAUCUGCUUCGAGUUUCACCAAAGGAGAAGACGACGCGGCUGGUGCUGGGAACGCUCAACAAUCUGCUAGCCUACAACAAGUCAACUCUGAUGCCCGCCGCCCUACCAGCCAAGCUUCCGGCAGUGCUUCAGAAUCUCAAGACACGGCAUCUGAACGAUCAGGACCUCAAUGAAGACCUCGACAGCCUUUCGGAGAUGAUGAAGGAGUACACCUCUUCUCAAACCACAUUCUCCGAGUACGCCUCAGAAGUGAACAGCGGGCAUCUGCGGUGGUCACCACCUCACAAGAACGGCGACUUCUGGCGCGAGAACGCUCGAACGAUCAUCGACGAAGACAAGGGCGAGCUCUGCAAGAAGCUGGCCGAGAUCAUGAGCAAGGAGUGGGCGAACGACAAGCAGGUCCUCGCCAUUGCCUGCAAUGAUGUUGCUUUCUUGGUCAAGGAAUGUCCGGAGAAGAGGCAGCAGCUGGAGCGGUUUGGCUUGAAGACGCGGGUCAUGGCGUUGAUGCAGGAUGAGAAUGAGAGUGUGCGGUGGGAAAGUUUGAGGGCGGUGGGGGAGUGGUUGAGGUAUAACUUUGACAAGCAGUAG
Messenger RNA from Saxophila tyrrhenica, 1452 nucleotides. RefSeq names its product H(+)-transporting V1 sector ATPase subunit H (gene VMA13). Bases 1 to 1452 code for a protein of 483 amino acids. The transcript has 2 exons. Gene Ontology annotation, cellular component: fungal-type vacuole membrane; vacuolar proton-transporting V-type ATPase, V1 domain. Gene Ontology annotation, biological process: proton transmembrane transport. Lineage: Eukaryota; Fungi; Ascomycota; Dothideomycetes; Mycosphaerellales; Extremaceae. The record is from RefSeq and is a predicted model, not a curated record. Gene Ontology annotation, molecular function: proton-transporting ATPase activity, rotational mechanism.